Molecule: messenger RNA, 2314 nt
Organism: Perca flavescens (yellow perch)
Lineage: Eukaryota; Metazoa; Chordata; Actinopteri; Perciformes; Percidae
Product: tetratricopeptide repeat protein 31
Exons: 16
Coding region: 208-1737 (509 amino acids)
Molecular function (GO): protein binding; RNA binding; metal ion binding
Source: RefSeq, a predicted model, not a curated record
UCGUGUAUGUAGCCACAGCGUCCACAGUGUAGGUGACUGGACUGGCGGAGGAGGAGGAGGGUCAGCGGGCGAAAUUUCUCAUGAACCGGCAGCCUCACCGGCGAGGUGUCAGCAGUAAAUGAAGCCUGGAGACUUGUCGUCGUGUCUGGUGUGACAGUUUCACUUUUAUUCGGAGCGUGUGCCGAUAAUGCCGCACGGUAAAACCGGAUGAAGUUCACCAGAGAUAUCUGCCGGUUGCUGGGCUUAGGAGGCGGGGGGCCAUGUGAGGAAGAGAUGGAGGUUCAGAAUGGAGCGCCUGACUUGACGGACAGAAGAAAAGACCAAGGCUCAUCACAGCAGGCAAUGCUGAACAGUGAGGAGGGUUUGGAUGAUGAGGAGAGAACAAGAAGGAGAGCCGAGAGGAGGAGAGCUAAAAGGAAAAGGCAGAAAGAACGGAAGAAACUGGAGAGGAUGGAGGACGCUUCAGAACAGGAAGAGGAAGUGGCUGGAGCGGUGUCAGAGAGUGACAGCGAGGAGGAAUUGAAAGAGGAGGUGAAGGAAUGGACCGCCGUUCGACCCAGAAACAAAUGCAACCCUGAAUCAGUCCCCGCCCUGGUGACCUCAGAGAACAAGAGCAACGGCCAGGUGCCCCACAGGCCCUCGGAGGAGGAGCCCGAGUGGGAUGUCAGCAGUGCAUUUGUGGCCAACGCUGCCAGCCACAUCAAAGUCAAAGCUCUGAAGAACAGAGCAAUACUGAUCUCCAGAGAGAACAACGAGAACGAGGCCAGGAGCAGCCAGGUGGAAAGCACAGAAGAAAUGAAGAGGAGGGGGGAGUCUCUGACAGUGCAGGGCAUUCAGAUGUUUGAGCAAGGCCAGUACAGCCAGGCAGUGGACAUGUUUACAGAAGCCAUCUACUGCGACCCGAGGGACCACAGGUUCUAUGGAAACCGCUCUCACUGCUAUUGGGUUCUGGAGCAGUACUCCUCCGCCCUCACGGACGCUCAGAGGUCCAUCCAGCUGGCUCCUUAUUGGCCGAAGGGAUACUUCCGUAAGGGGUGUGCUCUGAUGGGGUUAAAGCGGUACAGUGAGGCGGAGGCAGCCAUGGAGCAGGUGCUGAAGUUGGAUCAGCGCUGUAAGGAAGCAUCCGGUAAACUCUUUACCUGCCGGCUCCUGCAGCUCAUGGAGUUGGGUUUUGAGGAAGAGCAGAGUAAACUGCUGCUGGAGAAGUUCACCACCGUUCAGGCGGCCACCACCUCACCCGAGGCCAAAACACUAAAGCUCACAUCUCAGCAGGACCAGAGUGGGAGCUGUCGCUCUCUGUGGGUUGGGAACAUUACAGUGGAGGUUACAGAGACAGACCUCUGGGAUCUCUUCAAAAUGUUUGGUGAAAUAGAGAGCAUCAGAGUUCUUCAUGAGCGUUUCUGUGCCUUCGUCAACUUCAAGAAUGCCAACGUGGCUGCCAAAGCCCUUGAUAAGCUGCAGGGGGUAGAGCUGGGCAGCAGCAAACUGGUGAUGAGGUACCCAGAUCGUUGGAUCCAGCGCCCCCUGCCGCCCAUCCAAAAGAACAACACCAGCCUCAGCUCCAACGCUGCGGGAACACUGCCGAGCUCAGCUGCUAUAGGGUCCAGACGGUGUGUACCUAUCUAUGGAGACGAGUGCUUCUACUGGCGGACCACGGGCUGUUUCUAUGGCGACAAGUGCCGUUUCAAACACAUACCAGACCAACAAGGUCGAGACAAGAAACCAUGGCAUCCCUAACUGCGACCCCUGCCCUCCCAACCCCAGCAUCAGGACGCAUUAAUGAAAGAUUUAGACGGGGAGCGGGAACAAGAAGGACAGCGAGCAUGGAGUGGACACGUGAACAUGUUUGUGGGAAAGAGAGAGUCAGAUAUGGUAUGUAUGUGAUAGCCAAAGUCAGAGGUUGGGUCUCUGACACGAUGGGGUUAGAACGUCGAGAGCCCUAACCUCAGAAAUAUGCUUAAAGAAUUCACAUGAUAACGCAGAACUUCUGAUGUAAGGAAGUCCUCCAAGGAAUUUAAAUCAUUGGAAGCGUGGCUAAGAGUCUCUUGGCUCCAUUUGGAUCCGAUAAGGUUUCUGCGUGGAGAUCUCUGCUCUGUGGGAAGUAUCAGUCAUCUGUCAUCAGAAGGAUUUACUUGGACGAAUACGUUUGGUUGAACCAUAUCGGAAACACUUCUCAAAACUCAAGCUCAGUGACAAACUUUAUCUCUUUAACACCCCUCUUGGAUUACAUUGAAGUCAAGAGUUAUUUUUCAUAUUUUUUAAAGAGCAUUUCAAAUGUAUUUGAAAAAACAAACAAUAAAUCAACUAAAUUAAA